Messenger RNA from Zychaea mexicana, 567 nucleotides. RefSeq lists its product as uncharacterized. Lineage: Eukaryota; Fungi; Mucoromycota; Mucoromycetes; Mucorales; Lichtheimiaceae. The record is from RefSeq and is a predicted model, not a curated record. Bases 1 to 567 code for a protein of 188 amino acids. The transcript has 3 exons.
AUGGUCAUGCUCCAAGCUAUAGCUGGUUUCCUCCUGAGAUCUAAUAGUUCUGACCCAUAUGGAAGUAAGAUUGACCUUCUCGCUGCAACUACUUUGGAUGGUGAACAGUACGAUCUCUGCAGCAAUAAGUGGAAACGUGAAGGCGUUUGUGACUCCGUCACACUCAAACAACAAGCAAAAAACCUGAGAACAAACGCAACAAUUCUAUCGAGAUUGAUCAACAUGGGCUGCUCAAAGUGGGUGGUGGCCAUGGACUGGACCGGUGUUGAUGGCUACGCGUAUAUCCUUUCAUUCCGAGAUGGUAUUUUCGUGGCACAUCCAUACGCUAACUUGAUGGUACCUAAACGCAGCACGCAACUGAAACUCUUCAGGGAAACACUUGACUUCAUGUUCAAAUGGAAGCAUGUGCUGCUACGCUUGGCGACCGAAAUCGAUUCACAACCUGGAAGAAGAAGCGCCCUUCGCGGCAUUGUAAAAGACACUUCCAAUGUUGCAAGAAUCAAGACUCCCACAGUAGUCAUUACUCCAAAGUCGCGCAAACGGUCAAUUAACGAGAUUUCUGAAUAA